AUGAAGGUUGGGCUGAUUAACUGUGCCGGGAGAUACCUCACCAGCGAAUGCUAUGGGGAUGGCGUCACUGUCCUGGGAAACUCACUGGGCAGGAAGCAGACCUGGGAGCUGCAGGUCACCAUGAAGCAGGGGAAGCAGACCGUGGUGGAACUGCUAGGCCAUCAGGGCCACUACCUCCUAGUGGAUCCUGAUGGAUCAGUCCGGUGUGGGCAGCCAGCAUCCGUCCAGCAAAGCCAGUUCCUGUUGGAGCUCCAUCACAGUGGCAAGUGGACUCUCCAGCUGCUGGACAGCAAGAAGUACCUGGAGUCUGACGGGGAGGAUGUUUUCUGCGUUUCCCGGAGCCCAGCCUCCUACCACAAGUGGCUGCCCCAGCUGGCCAUGCACGUCCACAUCGUGCUGUACAACCCCACGCACCAAUGCUACGCCCGAGCUGACGCAGACCUGGACAGAGUGUGGGUCGACACCCCAGUGCCUUACCUGGAAGAGUGCGGCUUCGUGCUACGGUUCAGGAACGGGAUGUACCACCUGGAGACCUCCAGCCACAAGUACGUCUCCAGAGCGGAGACGCUAACCAAGAAACCCUCUGCACAGACGGCCUUCAACUUAAACCUCAAGCCCAGGUGCCUGGCUUUCCUGAGCGACCAAGAUGGGUGUGUCCUGUACCCUCAGGGCAAGCGGAGGCGUUUGUGCCUUGGCGACAACCCCAAAGAGGAGGAAGAGUGGUUUGUUAUAAAGAGGUGUCCACAAUGGGUCAGUCUGAAAACUAAGGCCAAGAGAUACGUGUCCAUCAUAUGUGACACAGAAGUGUAUGCCGGCUCGGACAUAGUGACCCCAAAGUCUGUGUUCCACUACGAAUUCAAUCCAGACACCAGCGCGGUGCAGCUGAAAACAGUUAACAACCACUACCUGGCCCAGAGAAAAUUCAAGAGCAUAGUGGCAAAUGGGAGACGCAUGGAACCAGAGACCAACUUCCGUGCCCUGUGGCAUUGUGGGAAAAUCUUCCUGCAAGCUUUCAACGGCCGGUACCUGGGCACCAUGCCCAUUGGGCUAGUGGUGGCCAGUGCUGUGCACCCAGGGCCUGGCGAGGCCUUUGGGGUGCGCCUGGCCAACCGCUCCUUCCUGGUGCUGCGUGGCAGGUAUGGCUACGUGGGGACUUUGGCCUGCCAUGACAUUCUGCAGUGUAACCUGGUGGACCCCGACUGCAUUGAGCUGCUGCCCUGCAAGCCGGGCAUUUACCACUUCCAAGCCCACGGCAGGAGCUUUUGGUCUCUGAGCUCAGACGGCACCUUCAGAACCUGGGGGAAGUUUGCCUUGAACUUUUGCCUGGAGAUCCAAGGGAGUAACAUCCUGGCCGUGUUAGCCCCCAAUGGGUACUACAUGAGAGGAGACCGGAGCGGCACCCUCCUGGCAGAUAGUGAGGAAGUCACUAGCGAGUGCCUCUGGGAAUUCUAG
This is a messenger RNA of Caretta caretta (loggerhead turtle), 1452 nucleotides long. RefSeq names its product fascin actin-bundling protein 3 (gene FSCN3). Lineage: Eukaryota; Metazoa; Chordata; Testudines; Cheloniidae. Gene Ontology annotation, biological process: actin filament bundle assembly; cell migration; establishment or maintenance of cell polarity. Gene Ontology annotation, cellular component: ruffle; cell projection membrane; filopodium. The record is from RefSeq and is a predicted model, not a curated record. Gene Ontology annotation, molecular function: actin filament binding; protein-macromolecule adaptor activity.